This is a messenger RNA of Dipodomys spectabilis (banner-tailed kangaroo rat), 1704 nucleotides long. RefSeq names its product nucleoporin 43 (gene Nup43). The transcript has 8 exons. The record is from RefSeq and is a predicted model, not a curated record. Gene Ontology annotation, molecular function: protein binding. Bases 45 to 1184 code for a protein of 379 amino acids. NCBI's taxonomy places the organism in Eukaryota, Metazoa, Chordata, Mammalia, Rodentia, Heteromyidae. Gene Ontology annotation, cellular component: nuclear pore outer ring.
CGCGCGGCGCGCUUCUUGCUGGGUCUGCCCGGGUCGCUCUCGGCAUGGAGGAUAUUUACGCCAAAUUUGUGUCUCAGAAAAUCAGCAAAACCCGCUGGCGACCGGUGCCUCCCGGGAGCCUGCAGACCGCGGAGACGUUCGCUACAGGCUCUUGGGACAAUGAGGACAAUUACGUCUCCCUGUGGUCUAUUGGAGAUUUUGGAAACGUGGAUUCUGAUGGAGGCUUUGAAGGAGACCAUCAAUUAUUGUGUGAUAUCAGACACCAUGGUGAUGUCAUGGAUUUACAGUUUUUUGACCAGGAAAGAAUUGUAGCUGCUUCAUCAACAGGAUGUGUAACCGUUUUCCUUCACCAUCCAAAUAACCAGACCCUGUCAGUGAGCCAGCAGUGGACAGCAGCUCACUACCACACAGGUCCUGGCAGUCCUUCCUAUAGUGGUGCACCAUGCACAGGUGUUGUAUGUGACAACCCAGAAAUUGUCACAGUUGGAGAAGAUGGUCGAAUAAAUCUCUUCAGACUUGAUCACAAGGAAGCUGUAAGGACUAUAGACAAUGCAGAUAGCAGUACACUUCAUGCUGUAACCUUCCUUCGAACUCCUGAGAUUCUUACAGUAAAUUCAAUUGGACAGUUAAAAAUAUGGGAUUUCAGACAACAAGGAAAUGAGCCCUCUCAGAUAUUAUCACUGACUGGUGACCGUGUGCCGCUUCACUGUGUGGACAGACAUCCCAACCAGCAGCAUGUGGUUGCUACUGGUGGCCAGGAUGGAAUGUUGAGUAUUUGGGAUGUUCGACAAGGCACUAUGCCUGUAUCUCUCCUAAAGGCACAUGAAGCUGAAAUGUGGGAAGUUCACUUUCACCCAUCCAAUCCAGAUCAUCUGUUUACUUGUUCUGAAGAUGGAUCCCUCUGGCACUGGGAUGCCUCUACAGAUACACCCGAAAAGUCCUCGCUCUUUCACCAAGGAAGAACCAGUACUUUUCUUUCUCACAGCAUUAGUAACCAGGCAAAUGUUCACCAUUCUCUUACAAGUUCCUGGCUCAGCACUGAUCCUGCAAAAGACCGUAUUGAGAUCACAAGUUUACUGCCCAGCCGGACUUUGUCUGUAAACAGUUUGGAUGUUUUGGGUCCUUGUCUUGUUUGUGGAACUGAUGCAGAAGCAAUUUAUGUCACCAGACAACUGUUUUCCUAAAAGUACUGCAGUUACAGGAUUCCAAGUAAAACAUACAGUUCUCUGAAUUCCACUGUACAAAAUUUUAUUAUCAGAAAAUGCAGUAUUUGUGGCAAAAACAUUAGUAAACUAUUGUUAAUGUUGAUGCCCAGUCUUGACUUUCAUUUUUGGAUUCUUCUACAUCAGUUGCUAAAGAUUUUGGAACACAUGAAAAAGCACCAGUGAUCCUUGUGUUGAUAAACAUUGCCUUCAAGCAGACUAUUACUGACAGCUGAUGGAACUAGCGCUUCAUUUUUGGUGUUGUGGUGUUUAAAGCUGUCAAACCAUCAAUGAGUUCUUGUAAUUUGGAGUAUGCCACCCCCUAGUGGCAUUCAAUACUGUUAAUUUUUUUCUUUUUUUAAUGCAGUACUGGGGACUGAACUCUAGAUUUAGUAGGCAUUAUUCUAACUCUUGAGUUAUAAUUGUCAGUCCUUUUCUCUUUUCUCUCCCUCUCUCCUCCCUUCCUCUCUUUUUUUUCUUUUUAUGUUGGUCCUGGGGCUUG